This is a messenger RNA of Aspergillus viridinutans, 2724 nucleotides long. RefSeq lists its product as uncharacterized. The transcript has 2 exons. The record is from RefSeq and is a predicted model, not a curated record. NCBI's taxonomy places the organism in Eukaryota, Fungi, Ascomycota, Eurotiomycetes, Eurotiales, Aspergillaceae. The coding region runs from base 1 to 2724 and encodes 907 amino acids.
AUGUCAACUCUUCCAUCCCAAACACAAUACUUGACUGCUGCUGAAAACGAUCGACCGCAAAAAGGUCCAGAGGUUCAGAUGACGAACGAGGAUAUCACUGAGCUUGAUCGCUUCCUUCAAUCACCUUCGACAACUCCCGCUUCGCAAGUUACGGGAGCGCGCGAACUCCUAAAGGCCGGCCACCGGCGUCUUCGGCAGCUGGCGCAGCUCCAGUGGAAACCAAUGGACCCCAAGACCAAAGCUGAGGAGACGUCCCGUCAUCUCCUUGUCCUCCAGCAAGAGGGGUUUCUCAGUUUGCCAGCUUCAGCUGCAAAGAAAAGCCUUGACUCGGCGAUGUCGGGCUCGAGAUCCGCGUCAAACUUUAGCUUCCGAUCGAGCUCUCAGCGAGACGUUGAAAAGAUUGGCCAGCCGUGGCUUGAAAAUCCGCUCGAAGUGUCCGAUACGCAACACCUCAGAGGCCCCGAGCCGUCGCCACUAGAUUUCGGUAAUUUGACGUCCAUAGUUGAGGCGGCAGUGUCUUUCCCACUUCACUUUGAUGACACUCACCCACCGCCAUACCAGCCGCCGGCGAACACCACCAGCGACGGGCAGAUCGAAAGCCAGGAUUCUCGUCACCUCCACGGUGCAGCAUCUCAACUUAAACCCAAGGAACGGCGUAUGGAAGAUCAAGGUGGUCCAUCGCCAGUGGACAAUAGACAAGUUCCCACGAACGACAAAGGUCAUAUUUCUCCCACCCUGAUUCCAGGAAAUGGUAUAGCGUGCGAUGAACCAAAAGAUGGCAAAUCUCAGGCUCUGGAUUCUGUUGAAAAUCAGAACAACUCUGCACAAUUACCGAAACCCCCAACGUCAGGAGCAAAAGUUGUUUCUAGACGUCCGCCAAAUCCGGUCACUCAGUCGUUGAAGCUCUUCCCUGACACGAUGCCUCCUCGUGUUUCAAGCAAGGGAGCUUGGCGCAUCCCCAACAAUCGAAUAGCAGGCAAAGAUGCACCAGUUUCUGCCAAUUCCUCCGACAGGCAGCAGAUUCCCGCACCUGUCACCUUGAAAAGAAAGACAGACAACCUCAAAAAUUCGGCCAAAGGCCCUUCGGAAUGUCAGGGCCAGCCUCAGAAAUCAUACCACUCAGGCAAGGUGUCGACAACGCGACCGGGGAAACCCUGUAGCGAACCGGGGAUGAGUCCAAUACAUUCAGAAUCUCCACAGUUGAACAAUACACGUCGUCCUGCAUCGUUACCAACAGGCACCAUAGACUCAUUCCCUCUGCCAGCGCCCUUGAGACCUCUGCCAUCACUGCCCGAGCGGCCUCCUGCUCUCAACACCGUUCGCCACCAUAGCACCCCGGUCAGCAAAGCAGCAACUCGGAAGAAUCGCAACCACUCGGACGCCUUUCCAACCACCACUUCUAAGAACCGCUUAGACACCGAAGACUGUCGCUCGAAUACACAAUCUGCACUCCCUCAGUUGAGAAUGGUUGGGGAAGACACGCCCGCUAGCGAGCAGGGUAACACUGUCAAGGAGACACCGCACAAUCAGCCAGAGUCUUCUGGGAAAAUGGGACACAAUCGGGCGGAGAGGGUGCGUUCACUCAUGUCCAGAGACUUGAUGGCAAGUCGUAUCAGCCUCGAUGCGCCAGAAACUCCUCGUGAGGCGAGAAAGGGCGAUGGGAUCAAUCCACCAGCAUCUCGAAAGAGCUCCGGGCCCGGUCAUAAAUUGCGAACUGGCGACGAAAACGGAGCUCGAGAAAACACAUCAAUCCGAAAGGAAGCAACUCCGUCCGCUCCUUUGUCGCCUCCUCUUUCCCCACCUCCCGCUCCACCACUUGUGCAGUCUGCGGAACAGCUGCCGUUCAGCAGGCGGUAUGGCAGCUCGCCCACAGAUAUCAUGGCAGCAUCGACAGAGAGGAGAGGGCUAUCUCUUCCCGCUUCAAACAGGAGCCCUACGUUGCACCGAAGUAACAGGACGCGGAGCAUCGAUGUCCUUCACGAAUUGGUGGGUAGAGAACAGAACACUUCGAACCGAGCCGGGUCUCCGCUCCCUUCUUCGGAUGAUGAGUGCAUGGAUAAAGGUACAUCCAAGUAUGAGCUACGCCAAGGAUCCAGCGGAUGUCGACGAACGAAGGUAGCCUCAAGGAAGUCGAGCGACAUUUGUCUGAACAGACAGCGUGGCCCGAAGAAGUCUGGAAUCCCAGAUCAUGCGGGGCCCUUGACGCCGCGAAGGCAAAGAAGCCGUAUUCGGGAGAAGACGUCUUCACCAUCGCUGGACUCAUCGAGUCCGUACCAUUCUCAUCACGACCGUCGGAAUAAGCGUGACAAAGCUGCCCACGCUCUCAAUUCUCUUGAAGGACGCAUUGAACAGCUGGAGCGCCAGAACCGGAUCCUUCAGGCGGCCCUUUUUGCGGCUUUAGAUGUCGGUGUCAAGCGCAAUACGGAAGCCCUGCUUGGGGGUUCAACGACAUCGCUUUCCGCCUCCGCGAAUUCUUCAAGUGCGGAAAGGUCUUCUCCGUCCUCGACGGAUCGCUCUCCCAAACUGCGUGGUCGCGCAGUAGUAAAUGGAAGACGAUCACGCAUGAAAAAAACCCUUCGUCGCCCGGAAAGCUGGAUUGACAGCCCCGGCUCCAGUCUGCGAAGCGGUUAUCAAAGUGAUGACAGUGUCAGUGUCAGAGAGCUUGAGGACAUGAUCGAAGACCUUGAAUUCACUUGUUUAUCGGACAAGCCCAGGUUCCGAUAG